AUGGGAAAUGGUCCGCUGGAGGCCCGCAGCCGCCCUCAUCCGCGCCUCUCGCCUCGCAAACCUUCCUGCAGCCUCUCAGCAACCUGGGGUCGCCCGCCUCCUAAAUGCCCACGUCCGGCCCAGCCCGGUGCCCUCUGCCCCAGUUGGGUCCAGGGUUUCCGGGGCACCCCCGCCCCGCUCUCGCCACCGGGACCCUCCCCAGGGUCGCAGGUAGUUUGGCCGGCGGCCCAAUCCCCAGCGGCCCGGGCGCCUACCGCAGCCCCGCCCCGCCGCACUCACUCGCCCUCGCCGCCGCCCUGGCGCUUGCCCCUGCCCGCUGGAGAAGUUGGCAGGUUCAAACCCGGAGCCCUCAACUCCCCGGCCGGCCCACACCAUCGCGCCGCCGCCCGCGGGGGGGAUCACGCGCCGCCCGCCACUUCAGGCGUCCCCGCCCCGCGCCGCGCCCGCCCCCGGCCAGUCCCCGGGCUCGCUGCGCGUCUCGAACCCGCCCGGACCCGGGGAGGAAGCCGGACCGCAGGGGGCGGCGCGGGGCGGGGCUCGGCGACGCGGGGGUCCACCCCCCCCCGGCCCGGCCAGUGGAAGGCGCCGGCAGCCGAGGCUCCCAGUGGCCCGGGCUGUGGGCUGUGCCGGAGCCUCCUCCCUUUGGCCCGCAGCAGGUUUGUGGCGGGAGGAGGGGACUUCUGA
Molecule: messenger RNA, 684 nt
Organism: Rangifer tarandus platyrhynchus (Svalbard reindeer)
Lineage: Eukaryota; Metazoa; Chordata; Mammalia; Artiodactyla; Cervidae
Source: the annotation of a GenBank genome assembly